UGCAUUCGUGUCACAUAAAAAGAUGUAUUCUGCAGUAUUUGUAUAACACACGGACACUGACAGAUGAGACUUGUUUUUAAUUAUAGCUGCUUUGUUAGUGAUCGUUUUUGUCCUUCCCAACAUCGCAGACUUGAAUCCAGCCAGUUAAAUUUUUUUAAAAGUGUUUUUUUGGGUCACAGUGGGAGAAUGAACACAGUUGAAAGUGUUUUGGCUGUAUUAUCGCCACGCCGCUUGUGUUGUACAUCCUGCAGCUGAUCGAGAGGAGUCACCUCGGUUCACCCAGCAGCAGCGGCCUCCAUUUUAACUUCAACACCGAGCUGCACCUCACGUGUCCUGGGCUGUCUCUCUCACAUGACCCGAGUGUUUGUUCCCGUGAUCAGCACUUCCAUCUCCGUCUCUGUGACACCGAAUAUCACUUUUUAUUUUAACCCUGAUGGAUAUGCUUGAACAGAGUCUGGACAGCGCAAGCCAAGAAAAGCAAGAAGAAGAGGUUGUCCAGGCAUCUGAAGACGGAACAGGAGAAGAGCAGACAGCUGUUACAAUCGCCAGUGUUCAGCAGGCUGCAGCAUUUGGUGACCACAACAUACAAUACCAGUUCCGCACUGAGGGUGGACAGGUGACAUACCGUGUUGUUCAGGUGACUGAUCAGCACCUUGAGGGAAGAGAUGAUGGAGGAGGAGCAGUGAGCGUCGUCUCUACAGCUGCCUUCACUGGGGCUCCUCAAGCUGUGGCUCAGGCUGUGAUCCAAAACCCUUUCAAUAAUGGAGGAAGCCCAGCAGGAGAGGCGGUGGGAGGGGAGACGCGCUUCGCUUACUUCCCCGCAACCGCAGUGAGCGACGGGACUGUGUCUCUGCAGGCCGCUGCAGACCCCACACUCACACAGGCAGGGGGUCAGUUUUAUGUGAUGAUGACCCCUCCUGAUGUCAUUCAGACAGGCACGCAACGAACCAUCGCCCCACGCACACAGUCCUAUCCUGCAGAUGAAAACGAGGUGCUGCAACAUGAAGGUUUAAACUGGAAAAUGGAUGGACCUCGAACACCAAGGGAUGAAAGGAGAAGAGCACAACAUAAUGAAGUUGAGCGGCGGCGAAGAGACAAAAUCAACAACUGGAUCGUGACUCUCUCCAAGAUCAUCCCAGACUGCAAUAUGGACAGCACCAAGACUGGAGCAAGCAAAGGAGGCAUCCUGUCCAAAGCUUGUGACUACAUCCGUGAGCUGAGACAAAGCAACCAGCGACUGCAGGAGAGUCUGAAGGAAGUAGAGAGGAUACAAGUGGACAAUGAGUUGUGCAGGCAGCAGAUUGAGGAGCUGAAGAAUGAGAAUGCUUUGCUCAGAGCGCAACUCCAGCAGCACGGCAUUGAGAUGGUUGGGGAGACACCACCGCAGUGAAAGAGACAAAGAACGGGGAGGAGCGCCACUACUCAGACACAUAACUGACACCGUGGAAAAGAAGGCGAGAUGAAGGACUUGUGAAGAAUCACUUUCUUUUUACUGAAUUCCCUGGAUUCCCAGGUUGUGAACCCUUCGCUGGCCAACUGUGGCUGUACUUGACUGUUCCAAUCCCAUUGAGAUAACCACCAGAUACAACUUGGUUGAAAUGUGCUCCAAGAAAAGAUGCUAUGAGAGAGAACCUCUGCUGAACUCCUCCCUUGGUUUGUAUUUAUGUAGCCUCACUCAUGGACUAUGACGUUUGUCAUUUAAUUUUGUUCCCCGUCAGUGUAUGUUUUCCCCUCGAUUAUUAAUUUUGACUUAGCUCAUGCUCUUAUUCUGUUUGUGUUUUUGAGUUCUAUAUUAAUAUGUUGUUUUUAGCUGCUUUAAUUUAUUAGUCCGCUUGCUGACAGAAGCCUUGAUGGAGACCAGUUACAUCAAAUCUCACACACCCCAGAGAAGCAGAUUGAAUUUCAAGUGAGAAAACAUCAAAGUGUGCAAAAAAAACAUUAUGAUUCUACAGGCAGAAAUAAUGUGACACACAUAGCUUACCUAGAUCCAAAGACAAACAAGGAGCUGUGCUAGCCUUUGGUUCUGGAUGAUUAAUGUAAAUAUGACUCCUCAUGUUUUAAUUCAGAUGUUACAGAUGUUACAGAAUGUUAGAGCAGUUUAUCCCAGGAGUAAACAAUCAAUAACUCAUUAACUCUACGUUAGCCCUUUGUUAUAAUAAUUACCAUAAAGUGUGUGCAAUAGUGAAGCUUGAUUUGGAAAAAAAAUGAUAUACUUGAAUUGUUGGGCAUUUGCUUAACCAGGAAAAUAACUCAAAAAGUCAACACAAUCACUUGCAACUGUUUAGCUAUUCAAUAACAAAGUGAAAUGUGGGACAUGUUGAUGAUUGACAAGCCCAGUGCACAUGAUCGUGGACCGGGGAGGAGUGCGGUGCAAAUUUCAAUUUUUGCCAAAUUAUAAAUAGGUACUGUGGAGUUUAUUUUCAUCUUUUGUUCAUUUAUGAUUUACCGGUGUCUUACGUGUAAGAAUAAUCCCCACUUGUUUCAUUUCAAGCUGUAUGCUCUAUUUUGGUAUUGCAAUACUUCAAAUGGAGCUCAACGCACAAGGGGGGGAGGCACCCUGGAGAGCGGCACUCAAAGACUCUCGACUCACUAUGGAAAAAGGAGUUCACAGUAAUUCUGUGUUGCACUUCUUAGUCGAGCACAACUUGUUCUCCAUGAAAAGAUGGAAUAGUUGGAAAAUGGAAAACUUGGAAAUGAUCUCACGUGUCUCCACCCACUCAGGCGAACAAACAGUAAACAGUAAUUGGUUGUACAAACAGCGAAAGCCAAUAUUAACAUUGUUGACGAUUUUGUGAAUGAAUAUACAUGAUGUGUUUUUGUUCUGCUCUGGGCGGUGAGAGUGAAAGUGGAAGAAAGACAUCAGGCUUCGGAGCCACUUAUUAGAGCACGAUUGCUUCUCCCUGUGUCAACAGCUCAGGAUCGAGCAAAGCAAAACCAACACUCAGACCCCUGGCAAAAUCAGGCAGACUAUCACAUUUUAAUAUCUGAGACUCUGUAAGUUAACAGCUUGUGCUUUGGAAGUGCUCUUCUGCUACUACUGCUAGAUUCAAACCUGAUAUGGAUAGUGCAAGUGUCUGAUCUAUCAAAAGAGGCUUCUAGCCAAAGUUGAGUGAUAGAUGUUUUGCUGUAGAUUUUUUUUUUUUUUUUACAACUCAGUAUGAGGAGAGCAGAGAAUGUGAAGACACGAAUGUUUGGGAAAAAUGGAUGUUCACAUGGAAGGUCAUUGGUGGCUAAUUCUUUUUUUCUCGCAUUUCUUUAUUGAAAUGGUAAAAGGAAGAAAAAAAGACUCAUUUUCUCUGUAGCAGCCUCACUGUUCUCAGGUUAGAUUGUAAGACAUCUUUUCUAAGUAAAAUGGUGGAAAAUAAAAUUUCACUAGCUAAUAGCCUUAA
Scomber japonicus (chub mackerel) is the source of this 3389-nucleotide messenger RNA. Its product is annotated as upstream stimulatory factor 2. Gene Ontology annotation, molecular function: RNA polymerase II cis-regulatory region sequence-specific DNA binding; DNA-binding transcription factor activity, RNA polymerase II-specific; protein dimerization activity. Lineage: Eukaryota; Metazoa; Chordata; Actinopteri; Scombriformes; Scombridae. The transcript has 11 exons. Bases 434 to 1390 code for a protein of 318 amino acids. Gene Ontology annotation, biological process: regulation of transcription by RNA polymerase II. The record is from RefSeq and is a predicted model, not a curated record.